Aplysia californica (California sea hare) is the source of this 2008-nucleotide messenger RNA. Its product is annotated as leucine-rich repeat-containing protein 23. Bases 84 to 1223 code for a protein of 379 amino acids. NCBI's taxonomy places the organism in Eukaryota, Metazoa, Mollusca, Gastropoda, Aplysiida, Aplysiidae. The transcript has 10 exons. Gene Ontology annotation, molecular function: protein binding. The record is from RefSeq and is a predicted model, not a curated record.
AGCGACGCCUAGAGGAAUUGUAGGUUUUGACUGGUGAGCUGUCUCGUACUCGGUGCUUGGAUUUGUUCUGAUAAACAGAAAAGAUGUCAGACGAAGAUACUGAAGUUGCUCCAGGCGGAGAAGAGGAAGAAGAAGAAAAUCUUGGAGCUGAGGAGGGAGAUGAAGAAGGGCUUGGAGACGAGGAAGAGGAACACGCCGAGGAAGAGGAGGAAGAGAAAGUACCCCCAAAUCCUUUGUCUGAAGAUCUGGUUGCAGAGAGCUUGUCACUUCUUUGUAAGACUGGAGAUGGCUUGUCACACGCAUACGUUAGACUCGAUGUUCAUGAAAGGGAAAUCACAGACAUUGAAAUUUUGCAGUCUUUCAUUCAUCUUCGAUAUAUUGACGUCAGUAAAAAUUCACUAAAGGACAUUUCGCCGCUCAGUGCUCUCACUCACAUGCUGACCCUUAAGGCUGAUGAGAAUCUCCUCACUACUGCCAAGCUAGAAGAGAUGCCUUUCCUUCAGGUUGCCAGUUUCAGUCACAACAAAAUCGUCACCACAGAAGGCAUCAACCAUCCAAUGCUGGAGCAUCUCAACCUAAACAAUAACUUGAUCAAAGAAGUGACAGGGCUGGAUGCGACAAAACUGUCUCGUCUACACUCGCUGGAGCUGAGAGGCAACAAGCUGGAGAGUACUGACGGCAUUUACCUGCCCAACCUGAAGAACUUGUUUCUUGCUGCCAAUAUAAUCAAGAGGAUCGAGGGCAUGUCUCGACUUACGAGUCUGACCACCAUCCACCUCAGGGACAACCAGCUGGAGAAUCUGGAAGGGUUCUCCGAGGAGCAGAAGUCCCUACAGUAUUUGAAUAUCAGGGGCAACCUGGUGACUUCUGUGAAGGAAGCAGCCAAGCUGAAAUGCCUGCCUCUCAUCAGAGCUCUUGUACUCUCAGAAAACCCGUGUGCGGAGGAGGACGACUACAGACUGGAGACUCUGAUUGGAGUUCGGACCCUGGAACGCCUCGACAAAGAUGAGUACACUGACGAAGAGAGAACUGAGGCGGAGGAAAUUGCAGAGCAAAGGAGACAAGAAGAGGAAGAGAAAGCAGCUUUGAGGACACACAUGGCGAGAGAAAUGAACAUGCUCGCUGACGGGCAGGACAUGGAGUAUGAACACGAAAUUGUUGAGGAGGCAGAGAAUGAGGAGCAGGGUGGCUCAGACGUGGAGGAGGCUGCGCCCGAGGACUAAGGAGCCUCGUCACUUCCAUCAUUCUAUUUACCGUCCAUUUGAUGAGUUAGUGCUUCCCAACCUCGUGAACAGUUCAGCAAUGGGGAAACACAAGCUACUUUACAAUGACGAAACAAAACUGGAAAAGUACAGAAAAAUGAGAAAAGAUGAAUCUCCAGGAAAUCUUGUUCUAGAACUGUAAGACAAAUGGCAUGAAUCAAAGUUAAGAAGCACUAAUGAUGUACAUAUAUAUAAAUGAAGUGUAUUGGCAGCAGGAAAGGAGAGAUUGUUCACUUUGCUAAAUAAGUGUUUAAUACAGAAGAAAGAACAGCGACAUGACGAGGUGUGAAUCUUACACCACUUACAGAUCUAGGUGAAGAAAUACAAAAGUAGUACCUUCUACAAACAAAAAGGCUGUUUUAACUUAUUUGAUCUCUACAAGUGGAAACAAUUCAACUGUGUACACAACGUCAAUAACUUUUUUCAGGAGAUUUCAUGUCUAUAUUUUCAUCAGCUCCUUUGACCUCUCUGUGUCUGCUGACUGAGACAGUUUUGCACUCACAUUCUCAGGGUAAUCAAAUGUAGAUGUCUCAUGGUGGAAAAUGUUUGUUUUAUAGUUGUUUUUUUAGGUGCACACCUAUUAAAUUUAUGUACACAGUUGACUUUCAGUUGCAAGCAAAAUUGAAAGUCUUAAAAUUUAAAUGGAAAAAGUAUCAAAGCUUAGAAGAUAAAAAAUAAGCAUAUUUUUAUACUUCCUGCCUUGCAAAAGACAGCAUUGUCUUGAAAUAAACUCAUGGAAAAAUGAA